GCGAGAAUCUUCUUCGGUCUUGUUGGCUGCCUUCGCCAUGGAUUUUCGGUCCGCUCGGAAAGCUGUGCUUCAGCUGCUCGAAACCACGGCUCCCGCAGAUGUCCCUGCACUGCUCCACUGGAUGAGGACUACCCGGGAUUUCGAUGAAUUUACUCAAGAUAACAAUGACAUUAUAUUGAAGAGCAUAGCCACUGACCUUCGGGACUGUUUGCCUAUAGAAGCCAUGCUUUGCUCAGAACAUCUAGCCCUUCAGAAAAUACGACAACAGCCAGAACCCACAGUUCACAUUGAUGCAUUCCUCUAUGAUGAAGACUUUAUUGAUACAUUAUGUGAGGAAGGAAAAAUGAGCAGAAACUACUGUACAGUGUGUGGCUCACACCAAACAGCGCCUUUGGGAUUUAUUUCUCAUUCCUUCUCCCUCAUGGAGUUGAAGUUCAUUUAUCACCAUGUGCUCCCUGAUCUGUCAGGAAAGGUCUUGGUUGACGUUGGUUCCAGACUUGGCACAGUCCUUUAUGGGGUAAAGUGCAGCUUGUGGACAUACUCAACAUGUGGAAAAUACUUUCUCCUGCUAGCGACAGCUUUGCCUGCCACCGUCCAAGGGUUACCUUUACAGCUCAGCAGUGCAGCUCUGUGGGGUAGAGCUGAGUGGAGAGUUUUGCCAAUUGCAGGAAAUGAUCAUAAAGAAAUACCAGUUCGGUGACAGAAUAAAGCAUCCCUGACCCAGCGGGUAUCUCCUGUGUGGCUGCGUGCUCUGCUAUUCUCACCGUCUACAAUGAACUCGUUCUUUAGGUGCUUCAUGCAGACAUCUGUACCCAGAGUUCACUUCUGCAAACCGCCGACAUCAUUGUAAUGAAUAAUGUCUUUGAAUAUUUUCUUCCUGAGUCUCAGCAGGCCAGGUAGGCCAUUUACUGACGCAAGAAAACUGUUGUUAUUAAAAUAUGUCCAGCAAGGUGUGAAAAGAGAUUGGGGUAAGGUAGAAAUAUGUUCAUGCUGAUUUUAAAUGACAAACUCAACUUGGUUUUUUUCAUUUGUUUGUUUUUUGUUUUUUGUUUUUGUUUGUUUCAGACAGGGUUUUCUCUGUGUAGCCCUGGUUGUCCUUGAACUCACUCUGUAGACCAGGCUGGCCUCAAGCUCAAGACAUCUGCCUGUCACUGCCAUCCAGCUCUCAACAUUGUUUUAUUAAGAUUUUUUUAUUGAUUCUUUGACGCUUUGUACAUAAUAUCAACUUAUUUUAAUAAUGAAACAGAUUAAAUGCAUAAUUUUGACAAAAA
Rattus norvegicus (Norway rat) is the source of this 1271-nucleotide messenger RNA. Lineage: Eukaryota; Metazoa; Chordata; Mammalia; Rodentia; Muridae. The record is from RefSeq and is a predicted model, not a curated record.